Nicrophorus vespilloides is the source of this 374-nucleotide messenger RNA. Its product is annotated as chymotrypsin-like elastase family member 2A. The transcript is spliced from 3 exons. Gene Ontology annotation, molecular function: serine-type endopeptidase activity. Lineage: Eukaryota; Metazoa; Arthropoda; Insecta; Coleoptera; Silphidae. The coding region runs from base 1 to 279 and encodes 92 amino acids. Gene Ontology annotation, biological process: proteolysis. The record is from RefSeq and is a predicted model, not a curated record.
AUGUUGAAGUUUACCUUGCUGGUGUUCAUCGCCGUUUCGGCUCUGGCGUUUGCAAAUUCUUUACCCGGAGAGAAGAGUAAAAAAUAUUGUAGAGAAACGCACGUCGCAAAAUCCGGACGUGUAAGAAGGAUCAUCGGUGGAGAGAUUGCCGCCCCGAAUGAGUUUCCUCACACGGUUGCUUUAAUCUAUAUCGAGAAUGGAAAGAGGGUGUGGAAUUGCGCUGGAAUCUUAAUUACCGAUAAAUAUGUGCUGACUGGAGCUACUUGCAUCGACAUGUAAGUCUUGAAUUAGAAGACUUAAUCGAUCUACAAAGUUACAGUUGUUUUUUUUUCAAGGUAUAUUCCCAAAUACGCGAGAUUGGGUGAGAUUGUGAA